UUAGAUAAUAUUUGUAACUUAUGUUGUCCUUUGGAUAGAUACAAGCGCAAAGUAUUUAUCUUUCAAUUUAAUGAAAUGUGAUAUUUGACAUAUAUUCUCUUUUUAUAGAAUUCAACAGAUGAAUUUGCAGAGAAAGUGGACAUUAUACCUGCAAAGUAGAGGCUUUCAUAGUGAUAACUAAUGUAAAGAUCUUUGCAGACAGCUUUUAACUAUGGCAGAGCAGCCUUACAGCCAGGGAGCAAGUUCUUAUCUGCACAAGCCAUAGAAGAAAAAUCACAUUUAUAUUAACAGUUUCAUUGGAUGAGUGUCUGCCCUAUUGUAACUUUGGAUAUAAGCUGUGAUUUAUUUUUUUCGUACUUCAUAGGAAAAUGGCUUUUCAGUUUAACUUCUCUAUUGAAGAGAAAGCAGGAAAUGAACUCGAGACUCUUGGUGAUACAGCUUUGCAGCUGGAAUCUGGACAGGCUUCUUUGAACCCAGGCGGAUCUACAGAAAAGAGCAAAGAAAUUUCAUCAGAAGAAAACAUUGUGCACAAGGAGUCUCUGUGUGCACAUGAGGCAACACCCAAAACUUCAGAUCCAGUAGCAAACUGUAGCCCGGUCCAGGUGCUGCCAAAGAAACGAGCCAGCUUUAAAGUUGCCAAAGAGCAUAAUAUUCCUGAAGAUUUCAGCAAAGUGUUAGAAAAUAAAGUUAUAGAAGCUGUACAGGGCCUAUACUAUGUAAAUAUUUCUGUGGUGGAAAUGACCCAUUCAAAUGACUCCCAUGAAGAAGACAUAGUGUCUAAAAGUAUUUCUUCUCACUCUGAUCUUAUCACAGGCAUCUAUGAAGGGGGGCUGAAAAUAUGGGAAUGCACUUUUGAUCUCAUGGAUUAUUUGUCAGAGGCUGAAAUGCAGUUUAUCAACAAGACAGUCUUGGAUCUUGGUUGUGGGGCUGGGCUGCUGGGAAUACUUGCAUUAAAGAGAAAAGCUAAAAAAGUCCACUUUCAGGACUAUAACCACACUGUGAUUGAUGAAAUAACCUUGCCUAAUGUAGUGGCUAACUGUACUGAUGGUGGUGGUGAUGGCGGAAUUAGUGAACCUCCUUCAAAGAAGCACAAGAAAGCAGACUUCAUACCAGCUCUAAUGUCUAAGUGCAGAUUUUUUUCUGGAGAAUGGGCUGAGUUUAGCCAACUCCUGUUAAGUGGCAACAAACCCUUUUCAAAGUAUGACCUUAUUCUCACAUCCGAGACCAUCUACAAUCCUGACUAUUACAGUGCUUUGCAUGAUACGAUUUCUAAACUGUUGGAUAAAAAUGGCCGCGUGUAUUUGGCUAGCAAAGCACAUUAUUUUGGGGUGGGAGGUGGUGUGCAUAUCUUUGAGAAAUUCAUUGAAGAGAGGAAUGUGUUCAGGACUAGAACUGUCAAAGUUAUCGAUGAAGGACUGACACGGUACAUUAUUGAAAUGGCCUUUAAGAUUUCCAGUUAAUCCACUCAUUCCCCAUUGUGCCUGUUAAAUAUCUUAAUAAAGAUGUGAUUUAUA
Molecule: messenger RNA, 1514 nt
Organism: Terrapene triunguis (Three-toed box turtle)
Lineage: Eukaryota; Metazoa; Chordata; Testudines; Emydidae
Product: histidine protein methyltransferase 1 homolog
Exons: 1
Coding region: 369-1460 (363 amino acids)
Biological process (GO): peptidyl-histidine methylation, to form tele-methylhistidine
Molecular function (GO): protein-L-histidine N-tele-methyltransferase activity
Source: RefSeq, a predicted model, not a curated record